GAAGCAAGUAGUUUCGUUUCCUAGGAAUCUGGAAAGGAGGGGCACUGCAAGUACAUAAGCUGAGUGUCUCCAGCACUGCACACAGCAGAAGCAAGAAACAGGCUGGUACUCUACAAGCAAAAGAGGGGAACAAACAAAAUAGCUCUGACCGAGAAUGAAUUCUAUAACUUGGUAUGAAGAAUUUGAUAAUGAGAUAGAUGAAGCUGAGGUUCCUGGCAGAUGGAAUUUAGUUGUGGAUGAAGACCUUCUGAAACAGGCUAAUGCUAGAUACUUUGACCAGAAAACGUUUGGCAGCUUUUGCUGCUUACGUUGUAAUCGCACAUGGUUCUCAUCAAAAGUAUUUAUAUUGUUCCGUAUGAAACGUGGGGAGGUGACAAUGAGGAUUUUCAAACAGGAAUGUCAGAAAUGCAAACGUCCAAAAAUGCAGGAGCCUUCAAUAUCAGAUGAAAAUGUAAAAAUUGUCAUCAGCAAUGUGGUCAAUCAUAUCCAAAGGGUAUUUUAUGGGGAAGAAAGGGUGAAUGAUGACCGUCCACCAAACAUUCAUAACAAGCUGGAUGGCCCACAUGAUGAAGCGCACUGUGAGGCUUGCAAAUACAAUCUGUGUGAUAGGCAGACUAAGGGUGCCAAUGCGUCUUCAAUGGCUGUCGGCCGAUCAGUAGUUCAACCGACAGCUAUCUCACCUUCUCCAUACACAGGCACGCUCUGUGUGGCCAACCGUGCAUCUGUUUUCAAUGGCGAGAGUGAAGAAAGUCUCUACCAGACACCUCUGACUGUAGAAAAAUACAAUUCACGUUAUCCUUCUCCUCCCCGAUGUUAUGAGAGUGAGGAGUUUCCCACACACUCUAGAUUGUCGACUGGGUCCAGACGACAAGACAGUCAUGUGUAUGAUGAGGAUCAUGAGUCCACACAAGAAACAACAUCAUCUCGUUGGUUACCUGCUCUUGCUGUGGGUGUUGGUGCAUUAGCACUACUGGCAUUUUCAAUGCAUAAAACAAAAGAAAACAAGAGAGGAGGUUUCUAGAGCAUUAACCUAUUUACAAGGAGCAGGAAAAGG
Messenger RNA from Bufo bufo (common toad), 1054 nucleotides. RefSeq names its product receptor-transporting protein 4-like. The transcript is spliced from 3 exons. Gene Ontology annotation, biological process: protein insertion into membrane; protein targeting to membrane; detection of chemical stimulus involved in sensory perception of bitter taste. Gene Ontology annotation, molecular function: olfactory receptor binding. The record is from RefSeq and is a predicted model, not a curated record. Bases 155 to 1021 code for a protein of 288 amino acids. NCBI's taxonomy places the organism in Eukaryota, Metazoa, Chordata, Amphibia, Anura, Bufonidae.